AUGCACAGUACAAAUUUCAAUACAGACGGAGGCAGUACGAAAGGAGAAGUUCUGGUGUCGGUGGCGACGUUGGUGACGGAGGGGCGGAUCCCGGGCAGUAUCAACUCCAAAUCCAAGAAGUUUUAUGAAGGACCCCACUGUACCUUGGUGAAGGGAGCUAAUAAGGGACAUACUUGUGGUUUGGCUGACUCACUGUGUUUGAAAUACGAAAACGACCGCGAGACAGUCAUAAGUUUGUGCAAAAAGGACAUACCGUUGUGCAUCGAAGUUAUCCUGACGUGUGAGUGUAAAGAAGUUGACGAGACGACCGACAAUUUGAACGGCAUUUACGUUUUGGAACAGUGGCAUUUCAGCGUCGGCCCCAAAAAGUCUGCUGAACCGUUACUAUUCAACAUAACACAACUUGCUAGCGCCAUACGGUCCCAGCUCUAUUUCUCUCAGAUAACUGCAUGGCUCACUACCCAAGACGAUUCCUGGCCUUUGACAAUACACGAGGACAAUUUUCGGUACCAUUUGACAGCUCCCGGAAAGACAAUAGCAACGUCGAAUUUCCACCUGGCGGCGACCAAGCACGAUUUUCCAGCAACUGAUAUAGGUAACGGCAUAGUUCUUCACGUUUCCUGUUUAAGUUUGCCGAGAAGUGCCACAAUUCCAAAGAUAACUUGCAAUAACUGCGCAAUGAAAACGGCUUAUGACAUGGAUAUCAAUAAUAAACUACUUGACGAUAGGAUGCAUAUUCCUUGCAAGCUUAAGGGUAAACACCGAUGCGAAGACCUGGAAGAAGAAGAGAACGUCAAAAUAGACAACAAAUUAAACGUGAAGCGACUCUGCAGUAAGUCCAGCGUCUCUUGCGAAGCGUCGACCAGCAAAAACAGGCCAAAGCUCCACACAUUCAUCCAAAAUUCAAAUUUUUAUGCUUCCGAUAAACCAAAUAACCAAACUUGCUGCCAGAGGUCGCUUCUCGUAGCCAAAAAUGAUCUCAACAAGGACAAGGGCCAGCUGUUACUGGAGGCUAUAGAACGCAGCGGCCAAAAGAGUACAAGCGAGAGUGAUAUAGCGAAUUGUGAUAAGCGAGAAAGUGAUAUUCUUAGUAUUAGAGAUAAACCUAAUUUUAGAGUAUACGUAGAUAAACAUUGUGAUAGUCCUGUUCCAAUUUUGAAAGAGAAAAAAAUAAGAGACAUUUCUAAUGUUGAUCUUAGAAAAAGAGCUCAUGUUAGACAGAAAAUCCAGUUCGACGACGAAGGCGUUAGCAAGGGAGAGGUACCGAGCCAGGUGGAGCAAGCCAAGUUUAGGAAAGAUCUAGAUAACGCUGCUUCGAUGGUUUUCCAUUCGAGGACGGGUUUACCGUUGACUAGUAGUCCUGCGCCUGUGAGAAGGGGAAAAUCGUGUUUUGAUUUUGAUUCUUCUAUCAACUCAGUUUCAGCAAUAAAAAGCGCCCUGUUCUCAACCAGUUUCUCUACAGACGAUGAAAGCGAGAGCGAUGGCAGCAUAGUGUCUCCGUGUAGUCCUGAGACACUGUUAACUCACAAAGGCGGUGUGUCACCUGUCAAGUACCGCCGAAGGGGCCACUCGGCAGGUUUAUUAGGUAGCUUUGAAGAGUCGGUUCUCAAUGGCCGUUUGGAACCAGUUUCUACCGUCCAAGGCUUUACCGCAGAACUGGGAGCUAGUGGUUCAUUUGUUCCUAAACAUCUUGUUGUGCCAGUAACAGUAUUUUUCUACACAUUAGGAGAAACGGAUAAAGUUUCAUCACCUUACCUCGGACACAUCAACCUUGGCAAGAAGAGUUACAAUGUACCCAAGAUGGGUACGGUUCAAGUGACGCUGUUCAACCCGCUCGGAACUGUGGUAAAGAUGUUUGUGAUAAUGUAUGAUCUCUCAGAUAUGCCUCCCAAUUCUCAGACUUUUAUCAGACAACGCACAUUGUAUAUGCCUACAAAUUGUAAAGAGGUCAACUUAGAAUGGGGACCCAAGUGGCUGCGGUAUCUUAUACAUUUAAGAUUUAUGAGUUCGAAAUCCGGCAAGAUCUACCUCCACAGCGAUAUCCGCAUGAUCAUCUUCCGCAAAUGCGACAUGGACACUGCGACUGCGCACGGCAUCGAGAUGCGUUACGAACUACGGAGUUUCACUCACAUGCCUACCAAUCCCAGGUAUUCACCAAGAAAGUAA
This is a messenger RNA of Diabrotica balteata, 2166 nucleotides long. NCBI's taxonomy places the organism in Eukaryota, Metazoa, Arthropoda, Insecta, Coleoptera, Chrysomelidae. The record is from the annotation of a GenBank genome assembly.